Xenopus tropicalis (tropical clawed frog) is the source of this 594-nucleotide messenger RNA. RefSeq names its product antileukoproteinase-like. NCBI's taxonomy places the organism in Eukaryota, Metazoa, Chordata, Amphibia, Anura, Pipidae. The coding region runs from base 49 to 486 and encodes 145 amino acids. The transcript is spliced from 4 exons. The record is from RefSeq and is a predicted model, not a curated record. Gene Ontology annotation, cellular component: extracellular region. Gene Ontology annotation, molecular function: peptidase inhibitor activity.
GUUUGAUUAUCUACUCAUAAUUCAGUUCUGAGAUUCCCCAGACCUACAAUGAUGCUGCGAGUUCUGAUCUUCUCUGCCCUCCUUUGCCUGGCGUUGGCCCGUGGCAGCAGCGAAGAAAGUGGCUCUAAAGAGCACCAUGGUGGGGAUAGUAAUGAAAACCAUAUGGAGAAUCAUAGUGGGAAGCGGGGCCACUGCCCAGUUGUUCCCUCCGGUAAUAACGUUACCCUUGAUUCCUGUAACACUACUUGCCCCGGGGGCGCCAACUGCUCUAACAUUGAGUGCUCCUCUGACACCAACUGCACCGGAAUCCAGAAAUGCUGCAACGUCACCUGUGGAAUGAAAUGUGUCAACCCCAUAUACAAGACACCUUGUGUGCAGGAUGCAGACUGUGCUGGAACCUCAAUCUGCUGCAGGGGGCGCUGUGUCUCUCCUAAGCCCCCCAAGAAAGGGUCAAGAGAAAGGUACAACAAACCCAGAUGUGGCUGAGGAGGGAGGAACCAAAUGACUGAGGAGUCAGAGCACAAACAGGAUUGGCAGAAACUUGAUGUAUCAUUGCAAUACUGGCUGAAACAAUAAACUAUAGCAAAUCUUAAA